AUGGGGAUGUCUGAAGGGGCGUUCUUGCUCCUAAUCCUGCUGCUCAACACUGGAAUAAUCUCAGGUUCAGUUGUUUCCAGCUGUGAUGCGUGCCACGAAAAAGCAACGUGCCAAGAGUCACACGAAAGAGGCGACUCCUUUGUCGGCUUCUCGUGUGUCUGCAAAGAUGGCUUUGUUGGCGAUGGUCUCAGCUGUUACAAUACCUUAGUCUGUAGCGAUGGUUCCUGUUGUAGUCAAGGCUAUGAAUGGGCACCUGGCAGUGGCUGCGUGGACAUUGACGAGUGCUCGCUCCCUGACUCACCAUGCACGGCACCUCGGGUUUGCCAAAACACGCCAGGCUCCCAUGAAUGCCUCGAGCCUGCCUCACUCUCUAGAUCUGGCCUUUCCUCACAAUCAGUCCAGUUCAGUUGUGGAAACACAGUGUGCCCAGCAGGUAUGGACUGCAUUGGAAAUAACGGGACAAGAUGUGCUGACCCUUGUGAGAGCUACACCGUCCUGGAUGAUGACUGGCGUUCGACACAGUUUAGAUAUGCUAAUUCCAACCAAGCAAAAUGUGACCGAAAUAUCGAGUGGCGAGGCUGGUAUCGCCUGUUUCUGGGAGACAACAGUGCACAUAUUCCUGAGAGAUGUAUCGAGGAAAACAUGUGUGGAACCCAUGCACCUUUGUGGAUAACGCAACCUCAUCCUACACAGUCUAAUGUAAUUGCAACUCGUACUGUGUGUAAUGCUUGGAACGGAGACUGCUGCCAGUUUACAUCACACAAUAUCCAUGUUAAGCUUUGCUCUACAGCCGCUACCAGCUACUACGUGUACAAACUUGUGAAGCCAUCUACAUGCCGUCUUGCUUACUGUGCAGCAACUGGCAACAUUGAAACGACAGAGAAUUACCAUACCCCACUAACAUCAGCACCCACAAUAAAUGAAGGCGAGGUCCGCCUGGCUAAUGGAGGAAACAGCUCCUGCUCUGGCAGAGUAGAAAUCUUCCACCGUGGACAGUGGGGAACAGUGUGUGACGAUAUCUGGGACCUGAAGCACGCGCAAGUGGUGUGCAGACAGUUGGGCUGCGGCAGGGCCCUGGCAGCCCCCCAGAGGGCUCACUUUGGACAGGGCAGUGGCCCCAUUUGGUUGGAUAAUGUCAGAUGCACCGGAAGUGAAUCAAAGCUGGGUGAGUGCAAUCACCAAGGAAUUGGAUCGCACAACUGUGGUCACCAUGAGGAUGCCGGAGUGGUUUGUGAAGCUGCGUCACCCGUGAGGCUGGUCAACUCUGACAACCGCUGCUCUGGAAGAGUUGAGGUCUACCAUAAUGGACAAUGGGGGACUGUGUGUGAUGACAUAUGGGUCCUCACCAAUGCCAAAGUGGUGUGUAGACAGUUGGACUGCGGCAGGGCUCGUUCAGCACUGCACAGUGCAGCCUUUGGACAGGGCAGUGGACCCAUCUGGUUGGAUGAUGUCCGUUGUCUUGGAAAUGAAACUUCAAUAACGAGCUGCCAACAUCGUGGAUUUGGGAGACACAACUGUGUACACAGGGAGGAUGCCAGCGUUGUUUGUGAAGAAACGCAACCUUCACUCAGACCUUCUCAUCUUAUUUGUGGCCCUGACAAAAUCCGAGUGGCCCUGGAUUCCGUGAGCAUAACACGCGCCGGUUAUAACCCGCUCUCUGGCAACCUGGCAGUCCGCAACUGUUCCUGGGUCAGGGUGCAAGGUGAUGUCGUGUGGUACGAAGCUGACGCUCAGGCAGAUGCUUGCGGAAACACACUGACGACCAACCGCACACACGCCAUCUACUCCAACAGUUUAUUUAUCUACCCAUUGAACAACACAUCAUUCUCUCCCGCUGUGAGUCUUCCUUUCUCGUGCGCCUAUCCCCUGGACGCAGACAGCAGGCUGAACGUGGCCAUCAGACCAUCCCUUGCGUUGGACGGUGGUAUUAUUGGCUCAGGUUACAAAGCCAGAGCCUCCAUGGUCCUCUUCCGCAACUCCAACUUUACAGAGCCUUAUUCAGCGGGCGCGGUCGUCCUUCCGGUGGGCUCGCCGUUGUACGUUGGGGUCGCUGUGGACAGAAGAGAUCCCAGCUUGGCAGUUGUUUUGGAGGAUUGCUUCGCCUCUCACUCCUCAAACCCUGAUUACCCCGAGCGAUACUCUCUAAUUCACAACAAAUGUCCCGCUGACCGCCAACAAGUCUCCGUGGUUGAGAGUGGCUCAUCCCUCCGGGCUCGUUUCUCUGCUCUGUUCUUCCUGGUUCAGGGGGAAUAUCGAAGUAUUUACCUCCACUGCGGCCUCAGCCUGUGUGACCGGAGGAGGUUCUCUUGCAUUCCGCUCUGA
Messenger RNA from Phycodurus eques (leafy seadragon), 2322 nucleotides. Its product is annotated as uromodulin. NCBI's taxonomy places the organism in Eukaryota, Metazoa, Chordata, Actinopteri, Syngnathiformes, Syngnathidae. Gene Ontology annotation, cellular component: membrane. The record is from RefSeq and is a predicted model, not a curated record.